AUGGCUGAAGGUGGCGAUGGAAAACCCCCAGAAAAGAAGACUAAUCCGCCACCGGCAUAUGGCGAUAUUUUUCCGGGUCCGGAGAAGAUCGCCAGCAUCUAUCCAGGCAUGCCAGAGGACAAAAGUGAUGAAAAUGGCAAGCUUGACGAUUCAAAGAAUGGUGGACCACUGCCGGAGAAACCGGAACUUUCGGAUUCUACCGAUAUGGCGUUGAUGAUGAAGGCGCUGGAUUUUGCGGCACGACGACAUCGACAUCAGCGCCGAAAAGAUCCUCCACAGACUCCGUUCAUCAACCAUCCGAUUGGUAAAAUCUCUUCCAUUCUUGCGCAAGUGAUCAUUACACACCGAUAUCCUUUGCUGCUCAAUCGUGUCGCCUAUAUCCUAACGAAUGAAGGAAAGGUCAACGAUCCCGUAACACUUAUGGCUGCUGUUCUGCACGAUAUCGUCGAAGAUACGAAGACGACUCAACAAGAAGUGAAGGAACUUUUCGGUCAUGAAGUAAUGACAGUGGUUAGCGAAUGUACACUCGACAAAUCACAUUCGCGUGAAUCCAGAAGGAAAUUUAUGUUGGAGAACGUAACGAAGCUCACUCACAGAGCUAAACUCGUCGAACUAGCGGACAAACUGUACAAUUUGCGUGAUAUUGAGCGUGUUCUACCAAUUGGAUGGAACGGACAUCAUAAGAAGGAAUACUUCAAAUGGGCCAAAGAAUAUGUGUCCAAAAUGAAAGGGACUAACGAUGGUCUGGAGAUGGCGCUGGACGAUGUUCUGAACAGGAACCUUAAAUGA
This is a messenger RNA of Anisakis simplex (herring worm), 789 nucleotides long. The record is from the annotation of a GenBank genome assembly. NCBI's taxonomy places the organism in Eukaryota, Metazoa, Nematoda, Chromadorea, Rhabditida, Anisakidae.